This is a messenger RNA of Stylophora pistillata, 1919 nucleotides long. RefSeq lists its product as uncharacterized. NCBI's taxonomy places the organism in Eukaryota, Metazoa, Cnidaria, Anthozoa, Scleractinia, Pocilloporidae. The record is from RefSeq and is a predicted model, not a curated record. Gene Ontology annotation, cellular component: nuclear pore; nuclear pore central transport channel. Gene Ontology annotation, biological process: RNA export from nucleus; protein import into nucleus. Gene Ontology annotation, molecular function: phospholipid binding; structural constituent of nuclear pore.
CGUAAUGGCGGGCAACGUGCUCCGUAUAAAGUAAACCGAAGAAGAAAACAAGUUUAAUCUUGGAAAUUGAGAUGUUUCCCCAACAAAACCAGCAGAAUAAGCCUGGAGGUAUAUUUGGAGCUCCUCAGCCUGCACAAAGUACGGGAGGAUUCAAUUUUGGGGCACCCGCAGGAACUACUCCUGCUUCGGGUUCAACUGCUUCGUCUGGCGGGUUCACCUUCGCUGCUCCAACGCAACAAUCAGGAUUUCAGUUUGGCUCAACUACUACACCAUCAGCUACAAAAGCUGGCACCACAGGGGGCCUUACUUUUGGGGUGACACCUGGGGGCACAGGAGGUCUAACACUGGGUUCAACACCUGCUCCUCAGACAGGGGGAUUCACUUUUGUUGCAAGACCAAGUAGUGGUUUUCAGUUUGGUACACCAACAACAACUGCAGCAACUGCCCAACAAUCUGGAGGGUUUGCAUUUAAUGCUGCUUCAACAACUGGAAUUUCCUUUGGUAUACCUGCCACAUCUUCUGGUCAAGCAACUGGAGGUGGUCUUGGGUUAGGAGGAGCAGGUUCCGGGUUUUCAUUCAGCAGCUCUGCACCAGCAGCCACCUCCACAGCAGGGGGCUUCUCACUGGGCAUCACAUCCACUGCUCCUUCCUUUUCAUUCACUGGGGGUCUCGCCUUUAGCAAACCAGCUACCACAAGCACAGGGUUCAGCCUUGGUCAGACCUCAAGCUCAACAUUUGCUGGUCAACAAAGUGGCCCUCAACAAAGUGGCCCGCAACAAAGUGGCACUCAACAAAGUGGACUGGUGACAGNGGAUAAGCUUACUAAUGUAAAUAUUUCUAUUCCAAAACUGGGAAUAAAUUCUUUUGUUCUGGAACAAUUGGCUUCAGCACCUGGAACCAUAGCUAGCACUGCAAGUAGCUCCUCUGCGGCUGGAGCAGGAGCUCCUAGCAAUGUGCCACAGCUGACUUACAAACAGCUUGAAGAACUUAUUAACAAGUGGGCUUUGGAACUAGCAGACUAUGAAAAAACAUUUCUGGAUCAAGCAGCACAAGUGAAUUCAUGGGAUAGGCUUCUCAUGGAAAAUGGUGAAAAGAUCACUGAGCUGAAUGCUGGUGUGGACAAUGUGAAAGCAGAACAAAAAAGACUAGAUCAAGAGUUGGACUUUAUUAUGGCCCAACAACAAGAACUGGAGGAAAUGUUGAAGCCACUGGAAGGUGCAGUGAGUUCUAGCAACAGAGGAGGCAGGCAGCUUCAGCAGGCUGAUAAGGAGAGGGACUUUACGUACAAAUUGGCUAAAGAUGUUGAUGGACAGUUAAAGCAAAUGGUGUAGGAUCUCAAAGCAAUCAUUGAACAUCUUAACACUGCAAAUACUCAGCAACAAGACUCAGAUGACCCUAUUGCACAGAUUGCCAAGAUAUUAAAUGCACACAUGAAUUCACUACAGUGGAUAGAUCAAAAUUCAGGAAUCCUUCAGAGAAAGGUUGAAGAGAUUUCUCGCCUCAGUGAAACAAGAAGAAAAGAACAGGAAAGAAACUUCAGAUUGGCAUUUGAGUGAUAAUUUUUCCACUCUUUCAAUACAAGUUGUACGGCACAUCACAGCUACCGUAGUGUAUAGUGUUAAACACGGCACACCUGCAAGCAUAAUCGAUCAUUUUGUGAGAGGGAAUAAUGAGCUGAGAACGUGUGAGAAGAAAGAUUGAUGACUUUCUUGUCUUGCAGCUCUGCCUCCUGGUUUAACAGUUUUCCUUUCUAUAAUUAUCUAUUUCAAAUAUUCCUAAAAUCGUAAGCUAGGCAAGCAUGAUAGAAGAGCUGUAAUAUGGUGUUGGUGUGCAAACAAGUCUGUAAAUCCCAAGUCAUGUUUAAAGUACUCUUUUUUUCAAAAAAGAUUAAACAAUCAAGUUUGUUGUUUCCUUUGAAA